Messenger RNA from Epithele typhae, 837 nucleotides. Its product is annotated as alpha/beta-hydrolase. The record is from RefSeq and is a predicted model, not a curated record. NCBI's taxonomy places the organism in Eukaryota, Fungi, Basidiomycota, Agaricomycetes, Polyporales, Epitheliaceae. The coding region runs from base 1 to 837 and encodes 278 amino acids. The transcript is spliced from 3 exons.
AUGGCCGAGCGCGAACAGCUGCUCAUCUCGCCCGACGGCACGCCUAUCUGGGCCGGAUCCUCGGGGGACCCGUCCAAGCCAGCGAUCGUCUUCGUACACGGUCUCUCGUCCACCGCGCGGAGUUGGGACGCGCAGUUCGCAGACCCGGCUUUACUCAGCGCGUUUCAUCUCGUGCGGUACGAGAUGCGCGGGCAUGGACGAAGCGGGAAACCGGUCGACGAGGACGCAUACUCGUCCCACAAGAUCGCUGCGGACUUCAAGACCGUCUGCGACGCCUUUGGGGUCGUGAGGCCGAUCCUGGAGGGCUGGAGUCUGGGAGGUGCUGUCGUAGUAGACGUUGUGACCGCGUACGGCGCGGACUACCUUGCGGGCAUCAUCUACAUCGGCGGCCCGACGGUCGCGCUGCAACACCCGUGCCUGCACCCGAACUUCCUCGCGGUCAUCCCGCAAAUCAUGUCGCCCAACGCGGACGACACGCACCGCGGCGCGGAGCUGUUCGUGGACUCGUGCGCGAAGGCGCCGCUGCCGUACGAGACCAAGCUCGAGUGGAUGGGCGCGUGGGUCGCACAGCCGCGGAUGAGCCGCCAUUGGAGCACCCAGCGCAAGCAGGAUCCUGCGGUGUGGGAGGCGAGUGCGCGCGGGAUCCCGGUGGUGGUCAUUCAGGGGCUGGAGGAUGCGCACUGUGCGAUCGAGGAGACGAUCAGUCUGGUUAGAAAGGUGUACGCGGACGUUGAGGUGCAUUUGUUGGAGAAUGUUGGGCACUCACCACAUGUCGAGACGCCAGAGGUAGCAAACAAACUAAUGCUGGAAUGGGCGUUGAGGAAGACAAUUUCGUAG